Rhododendron vialii is the source of this 825-nucleotide messenger RNA. RefSeq lists its product as uncharacterized. The transcript has 3 exons. The record is from RefSeq and is a predicted model, not a curated record. Lineage: Eukaryota; Viridiplantae; Streptophyta; Magnoliopsida; Ericales; Ericaceae. The coding region runs from base 1 to 825 and encodes 274 amino acids.
AUGGCAGAAGGAAGUCGUAGUGCGAGAGGAAAAUCGUUCAACUCCGAUCAAGAUGAAGCAAUUUGUAAUGCUUACUUGUGCGUUAGUCAAGACCCGAUUAUUGGUACCAACCAACCAAGAUCUAAAUUAUGGGAUCGGGUUGCAAAAAAAUAUACCAAAUUCACAGGAGGCGAUGUACGAUCGGAUGCUUCUAUCAAGUCUCGAUGGCAAGUCAUCCAGCAAGCUUGCAACAAAUAUCGUGGACAUUUAAGGCAAAUUCAAAGGCAACAUCAAAGUGGAAUGACAGAACAAAAUGAGAUUGAUCUAGUGAAGAGACAUUACAAAGAUACUGAGACUAAACCUUUCGCAAAUUUGGAUUGUUGUUGGGCAAUCUUAGAACACACGACUACAUUGGAAGAUAGCAAUCCUACGAGUGGAGGUAGUGUUCAGUCUCCAAGAAAGAGGCCUCCGGGAUGUAAAGCAUCAAAGGCAAAAUUAUUGAAGACCAAAAAAUCAGAAAAUGAGGAACGUGAAUGGAUAAACUUGAUGGAAAAAUUCAACCAAACUACAUCUGACAAGGAAAGUAGGAGAGCUGAAAUGGAAGCAAGAAGAGUCGCGGCUUUGGAAAGGACUACAACAAAUGAUGAGAGAAGGGUGGCGCUUGAGGAGAGGAAGGCAGCAAUAAAGGAAAAAGAGAUGGAAGAUAGGAUUAUGCAAAUGGACUUGGAUUUGGUUCAAGACCCCCAAAUGAAGGCUUAUUACCAGUAUCGCAAGGGUGAAAUCUUGGCUAAAUGGACGGCUAGCUCAAGUCCGAACGGUUAUUUUCCUGGUUUUCCUGAUUAUUGA